GGUGACGACAUCGAGUGUCUGACAAACUUCGUGAGUGACGUCGACGAGGAGUUCCUGUGUCGUCGCUUCGCUCAUCGCUCCUCCGGAAUUUUCUCCAAAAUCAUGGCCGCGGGUGCUGACUGCGAGGAUGUACUUCUCAGUGACGAUGACGACGACGAUGAUGAUGAUCAUCUAGAUGAGUCUCACCAAAUGGCUAUCUUGAGGCGAUACAGAGGAAAGCCCAAAGAGGAAUGGACUGACGACGACAUCAACAAAAUUGUCAGACUGGCACCUGACGUCAUCGAUGACGAUUUGUUGGACGAUCUUCCCUCAGAACUACUUCAGAGGAACAUGCACCAUUUUGGCCGCCUGGCUGCAAGGAGGGGAGGCAACCCACGUCUGCGAUAUGCUCUCAGAGAAAGAGUUGAUGAGCUUCUGGCCGGGUCGGUGUCAACAGACGACAUCCGGCAGAUUGGGGCUGGUUUGCUGUCUCUCCGGCUUGACCAGAUAGAAGAACUCGACGGUGACCUGCUGCUGGAAAUUGAUCCUGACGACAUUCUUGAUGACUAUGACGAUGACGACGAUGAUAGUCCUGUAACCCCUGGACAAGUCAUGAAGCUGAAUAAACGUGAUGAUGACGACGACGACGACGAUGACGAUGAUGGCUUGAGAUUGGCUCUGGGCAGAAGGAUGAAGCAUUCUCUAAGACAAGCGGGAGCUCAACCAACCAACUUGGGCAGAGCCCUCCGAUAUUUGCACGACGACCUUGACUUUGUCCGUGGCAUUGAACCGGACGACCUUAUGGAAAACCUUGCUGACUUCCGAGACCUUGACUUCGAUGACGACGAUGCCCACUCCCUGUUCUCCCGCCUGUCCCAGGCAUCCCAGUUCCCGCCACCGUCACAGAUGACCGGACAACUCAUCUCCGGCAUGGGUCACCUCAUGAGAGGUAUGGGGGUCAGUGGACUCGCUCAGCUCAACAAGACGGCCAUCCAGGGGGCCAUGAUGUCUCUGCGGGACGUUGAGUUCGAUGACGACCAGGCAGAGGAAAUCUUAGAGGAUGUCUUCGAUGACCUUGAUAUCCAGAACUUUGGCGCCACAGAUAUUCGAAAUCUGGGCAAGUUGAGCCGCGGUUUGAGCACAGACCGCCUGGAGACAAUCCACGACUCCGUCAUGAAUGAAGUGCUGGAUGACCUGGACGACCUUGACCUUACGGAAGCUCAAAGAAAGAUAAUCAAUUACAAGGCUAGGAUGGCGGCAGGCAACAGGACCACGCCCCACUUCCUGGCAACUGACGACUUUGCAGAGGUGCUGAGUCUGGAUGACCUCGACGACUUGACAGAAGAUGAGGUCAAGGACACCAUUGCUCACUCGGCCAAGGUCAACUGGAGGCUGCCUCAGGCUGCAGCUCUUGCCAUGAAGUAUAAGAUGGCGAACGGUGGCAAAAGACUCCGUCCUUCUGACCUGGCUAUCAUGGGUCACGUUGCCAGAGGUCUGCUGCCUGAGCACUUGGACGAGAUGGCAGACUCCCAGGACGAUGUCCUUGACCUUGUUGAGGAACUCAAGGACAUCCAAGAUGAGCUGACUUCUGCACAGAUUGACGGAAUGGUCAGUAAGUUUAACAUGGUCAGUGACCUUGACAACAAGGAGGUCCUUAUCGACGAGACUAAAGCAUUGCAAGCCGCUCAUGUACUAGCCUAUCUGAAACCCGACCAUUUUGAAAAACUGGAGUUCUCUGACGCAGGCAAGAUGGCGUUUGUGUCUCAGGUAGCUAAGAUGUCCACCCGGAACAUGCCUCGCACGCACAUUCAGUUCCUGGCUCGCAAGAUGCUUGAUAUGAUCGAGGAGACAAGUAGCGCUGA
This is a messenger RNA of Aplysia californica (California sea hare), 1841 nucleotides long. RefSeq lists its product as uncharacterized. NCBI's taxonomy places the organism in Eukaryota, Metazoa, Mollusca, Gastropoda, Aplysiida, Aplysiidae. Gene Ontology annotation, cellular component: cell surface. Gene Ontology annotation, biological process: cell-matrix adhesion. The record is from RefSeq and is a predicted model, not a curated record.